This is a messenger RNA of Haliotis rubra (blacklip abalone), 906 nucleotides long. RefSeq names its product soluble scavenger receptor cysteine-rich domain-containing protein SSC5D-like. Lineage: Eukaryota; Metazoa; Mollusca; Gastropoda; Lepetellida; Haliotidae. The record is from RefSeq and is a predicted model, not a curated record. The transcript has a single exon. Bases 1 to 906 code for a protein of 301 amino acids.
AUGGAUCCGAAGUUCUACCACACAGCCACACCCUGCCAUGGAUCCGAGUUCUACCACAGAGCCACACCCUGCCAUGGAUCCGAGUUCUACCACAGCCACACCCUGCCACAUCCUGCCACACAGCCACACACCUGGAUCCGAGUUGCCAUAUCCACACAGCCACACCCUGCCAUGGAUCCGAGUUCUACCACACAGCCACACCCUGCCAUGGAUCCGAGUUCUACCAGCCACAGCCACACCCUACCACACAGCAUGGAUCCGAGUUCUACCACACAGCCACACCCUGCCAUGGAUCCGAGUUCUACCACACAGCCACACCCUGCCAUGGAUCCGAGUUCUACCACACACAGCCACACCUUGCCAUGCCAUGGAUCUGAGUUCUACCACACAGCCACACCCCAUGCCAUGGAUCCGAGUUCUACCACACAGCCACACCCUGCCAUGGAUCCGAGUUCUACCACAGCCACACCCUGCCAGCCACACCCACAGCCACACCCCAUGGAUCCGAGUUCUACCACAGAGCCACACCUUGCCAUGGAUCCGAGUUCUACCACAGAGCCACACCUUGCCAUGGAUCCGAGUUCUACCACAGAGCCACACCCUGCCAUGGAUCCGAGUUCUACCACAGAGCCACACCCUGCCAUGGAUCCGAGUUCUACCACACAGCCAGAGCCACACCCUGCCAUGGAUCCGAGUUCUACACAGAGCCAGCCACUACCACCCUGCCAUGGAUCCGAGUUCUACCACACAGCCACACCCUGCCAUGGAUCCGAGUUCUACCACAGAGCCACACCCUGCCAUGGAUCCGAGUUCUACCACACAGCCACACCCUGCCAUGGAUCCGAGUUCUACCACACAGCCACACCCUGCCAUGGAUCCGAGUUCUACCACACAGCCACAUCCUAA